UGGCUCCUCCCCUUAGGCUGGGGGGGGUCCUUUAGCAAAGCCCGCCCACUUCCCAGACACCCAAUAGACACAGGCCUCCAGUCUCGAGGUAAAUAGGACAUGAAGAAGCCACGAGCCAAGCCCGCCGCGCCGCUCUUCAGGCGCAUGCGCUGGAAUCGGAACAACGGGUGGCUUUCCCACUGCGCAUGCGCCGCCAGGGGCCGCGUUUCCUCUCCCACAACGUCCUCAGGUCGCGCUGUGAUGAGCGCGAGGGCCGGCGUCCUGUGCGUGCGUCGACGGCUCUUGUCUGGCGGGGUGACGUUCUCCUCAAGCUCUCCCCGCCCCGUCGGCUCUGGCUGUGACGGCCCCUGCGGUUUACGUCACGAGUUUCUGGGUGGAGGAGGCGGAGCUUUCAGCGGGACGGUAGCUGCGGUCUCGGGCGCCUCACGUUGAAGGGUCGGCGCCCCCCCCCCCUUCUGCUCUCGGUCCGCGUGAGGGUGGCGGGCGCCCCCACUUCGGCAACUCGCUCCCUGUCUUCCCCUCCCCCCGCUCCGGCCUCUCUCCCGCCCGCCCGCCUUCCCCGGGUGUCUCCUGCUCCGGCCUCGUCUCCCGUCGCCCCCGCCAAUAGGCCCCCAGUCCCGCCGCGCCGGGGGGCUGGGGCAGCCGGGCUGCAGGGUCCUGCCUGCGACCCCCCGCGUGCCCGGAAACCUGGCUGCUCCCCACCCGCGUCCCCCGGGCCUGCAGCGGGGCAGGGGGCUCCCUGGGCUCGGGCAUCAGCGGCUUCCUCACCCCCACUCGGGGCUCGGCUGCGACCCAGAAAAUAAAUGAAUGCUAAUGGGACAGCCAUUUCCCUGAAGUUCAGGUUUUCAGGCUGGCUGCCAUGAUGGAUGAUCAGUCUUUGAAUUCAAUCGAGCAGCAAGCUUUGAAUUCAAUCAUGCAGGAUUUGGCUGUCCUUCAUAAGGCUAGUCGUCCUGCAUUGCCAGUACAAGAAACAGGAAAACCAAAAUCAUCUUCACCCAAAAAACAGAAUGAUGUUAGAGUGAAAUUCGAACACCGAGGUGAAAAAAGGAUUCUACAGUUUCCCAGGCCUGUGAAACUAGAAGAUCUUGCAUCUAAAGCUAAAGUUGCUUUUGGACAGCCUAUGGACUUGCAUUACAGCAAUAAUGAGCUGGUGAUUCCAUUAACCACACAGGAUGAUUUGGACAAAGCUGUUGAACUGCUAGAUCGUAGUGUUCACAUGAAGAGCCUCAAGAUAUUGCUUGUAAUACAUGGAAAUUCACAGGUUCCUGUCCUAAGUAACAUGGAACCAUUGCCAUCACUGGAAGAUUUGGAUAAUACAGUGUUUGGAGUGGCAGAGAGUAAAAACAGGCUGUCUGUAAUAGGUUCUAAUACACGUGAUAGAAGUUCACCUCCCCCGGGAUACAUUCCAGAUGAGCUGCACCAGGUGGUACGAAAUGGAUCAUUCACUAGUAUCAAUAGUGAAGGCGAGUUCAUUCCAGAAAGCAUGGAUCAAAUGCUGGAUCCAUUGUCCUUGAGCAGUCCUGAAAACUCUGGCUCAGGAAGCUGUCCCUCACUUGACAGUCCUUUAGAUGGAGAUAGCUACCCCAAAUCUCGGAUGCCACGAGCACAGAGCUAUCCAGAUAACCACCAGGAGUUUUCAGACUAUGAUAUCCCAAUAUUUGAGAAAUUUGGAAAAGGCGGGACUUAUCCCCGAAGGUAUCAUAUUUCAUAUCAUCACCAAGAUUACAAUGAUGGUCGUAAAACCUUUCCAAGGGCCAGAAGGACCCAGGGGAACAGCUUCCGGUCUCCAGUCAGUUUCAGCCCCACCGAUCACUCCCUGAGUACAAGCAGUGGGAGCAGCACCUUUACUCCAGAGUAUGAGGAGAACCGAAUGAGAAGAAGGGGAAGUGACAUAGACAAUCCUACCUUGUCAGUAAUGGACAUCAGUCCACCUAGCCGCUCACCACGAGCGCCAACUAACUGGAGACUUGGCAAGUUGCUGGGUCAGGGUGCUUUUGGCAAAGUAUAUCUCUGUUAUGACGCUGACACCGGAAGAGAAUUGGCUGUUAAACAAGUUCAAUUUGACCCUGACAGUCCAGAGACAAGCAAGGAGGUAAAUGCACUUGAAUGUGAGAUUCAGCUGUUGAAAAACCUACUGCAUGAAAGAAUUGUUCAGUAUUAUGGCUGCUUGAGGGAUCCCUCUGAAAGAACACUCUCUAUAUUCAUGGAAUACAUGCCAGGGGGUUCCAUUAAGGACCAGUUAAAAGCAUAUGGAGCACUCACAGAGAAUGUGACCCGAAAAUACACACGGCAGAUUUUGGAGGGAGUUUACUAUUUGCACAGUAAUAUGAUUGUACAUAGAGAUAUUAAAGGAGCAAAUAUUCUGCGGGAUUCAGCAGGCAAUGUGAAACUAGGUGAUUUUGGUGCCAGCAAGCGACUUCAGACUAUCUGUCUCUCUGGCACGGGAAUGAAAUCUGUCAUGGGGACUCCAUAUUGGAUGAGUCCCGAAGUUAUCAGUGGAGAAGGGUAUGGGAGAAAAGCAGAUAUCUGGAGUGUAGGUUGUACGGUGGUGGAAAUGCUCACUGAGAAACCCCCUUGGGCAGAGUAUGAAGCAAUGGCUGCCAUCUUUAAAAUUGCCACCCAACCAACCAAUCCACAGCUGCCACCUCAUGUCUCAGACCAUAGUCGGGAUUUCCUCAAGCGGAUUUUUAUCGAGGCCAAGUUGCGACCAUCUGCAGAUGAACUGCUAAGACACACAUUUGCACAUUAUCACUAACAGCCUGCCUCAACUCAGCUUGCAUCUACUGCAUUUAUUUUCUAUUUGACUGCACUUUUAUUUUUAUUUUUUUACAAAAAAAGGAGAAAAAAGACAAGAGAGAAAACGUAUUUCUCUUGAUUCUUUGUUUCACUUAGAUUAUAAGCAAGAAUCUAAAUUUUUGUAUUUAGAAUGAGGGUCUCUUCUCCUCUCCCUCACCCCCCAACAGGGCCUAGAACCUUUUGUUUCUGUAAUGUACUGAUGUGGUUCACAAAGAUAAAGCACUUUAGUACAUAGUCAUUCCUUAACUAAAGGGAAAACAGACGUAUGACUUGGACUGUCAAGAACUGUAACUUUUUCUAACACCGCUGACUGUCUCAGGAUGCAGGGAAAAAUACAUAAGCAGCUAGUAUGCAGGGAGAAGAAAAUCAUUAUCUGUGAUUUGUUCUUUGUACUGUAGGUAGUUGCUGCUGAGGGUUUUAAGUUAUAUUUUAGCAUGUUAAUCAGUUUCUGAAUAUCACACUUGAGGCAUGAACCCACAGUUCUGGAAAUUAAUUAGAAAGCCCAAAGAACUUAGAACCCUCAGUAGAGACUGCUCUGCAUAAUAGAGCACCUGCCUAACACUUCCUUUGUGACCAAAAGAAAAUAAGGCAGGAACAUAACUCUAAAUCAGUAGUUAGUGGGAGCUGUUUUAAAGUUAUUUUAUUACCUUCAUAGAACAAGAAUUGCAGGUAAAUCAAAGAUUAUAGAUCCAAACUCCUAGAGACUGCAAAGCUCAGGAGGGUAGUCUCCAUAGUGAAGAAACACAAAAUAACCAAAAAGAUCAACAGAUAAAUAGAAAUAAUACCCCCUGCAGCUGCCAAAGAUAUGCCUACCAUAUAAGUUAAAAGGGUGGGAGGUCACUUUCCUUAGGUGAUGGUAAGACACAAAACGAUGUGAGAUAAAGUCCUUCACCAUCCAGUGAUUGGCAAAGACAAAAAUUAAUCCUUGUCUACUGUAUGCAUCAUCUGACUAUCAAAAUGAACUGCAAGGAAUAAGAAAUUCAGAACAAUUGUCAGAGACUGAGAGAGAAUGUAUUUUGAAGGUCAUGCACCUGAAUAUAAUAAUCCUCAAAUUGUUUUAAAUGCGAUUGUUUUAAUAACACAAUCCAGUUACUAGGAUGUUUGAAAAAGUCCCUGAAAUAAAAUGAAUUCUAAUUCCUUGUGUCUAAUUCCGUUAGUGUCAAAUGACAACAAAGCACUUCAAGACUUUUUUGGUCAUAUUUUUCAAGCAGCAAUGAUGAUAAAAACAACUUUAAAAUGCCUCUUUCCUAGGGAGAGCCUUAAAAGCAACCAACAUAGAAACAUCAAGGACAGACCAUACAGAAAAAGUGGAAUAUUUUUAAAGCUGCUUGUGUGACACAGCACUAGGACAUGGAUUUUGAAAGUGAAAUCUAACUGAACAAAGAGCAGCAGCACACGAUGUCAUGCUGAGUUUUACAUUAAAAAUGACCAAAGAUGUAAAAGGAACAAAGCAACUGCACAGUAUGAGUGUGUAAUUUCGCAAUCCAGAAGGAUCAAACUGUGCCAGAUCUCACAGUCAUAAAAUGUUUGUUCAUUUUUUCCAUCUCUAGAACAGGGCAACGAAAGAGUAAAAUUCGGAGACACAAUCUCAGGCCUCGAACAGCUCCACAGAAAAGUACUAAUGAGAAGGAUUUACUAACUGACUUCACAUUAGAGAAAGAAAUCAAACCCUCCCAUCUUAAUAAAGGUAUACAAUAUACAGAAUUUGAGAGAGAGUUUGGAAAUAAAUUCUGUGACCUAUAUAACUUAAGUUUGAUUCUUGCUAGUAUGGCUGAUUCACUGGUUGCCUAUCUUUUUCCCUCCCAGUUAUGUAAAUACAGAAUGUGUUGAUGCUUUGGACAUCAAACCAUUCUGACAAGGCUUUGUAUAAUGGUGCCAAGAGUCCACUCUGCCUUAUGUCCUUAUUAGGACUAUCAAAAACUUGAGGUGGGUGAAAAUUAAGAAAUGAAUGUAUCAGUGCUACAAUGAAAAAUUAUAGUGUUGGCUCAUGUGCCAGACUCUUGAGGUUUCUGAAUUUUUAUUUUUCUAAUUUAGCUGCUAAAUUCUGUAUCAGCAGCAUAACUAGGAGUCUGGGUCUAUCCUAAUCCAUUUACCUGUAAUAGAUGAUCAGUUGUUCUUCUACUGGGGCCACUAACACACAUUUUGGGCAGGUGGUCUAUUCCAGUUAUCUGUUUUCUGUGAUUAUUGUGACUUUUUUAAUCUGGUUGGUCAUUUUGUUGGUCAUGGUAAGCAGCAGUGCAGGGUUUACAUGCAUGAGAUGAGAGUUCAGUCUGGGAAAACCUGUGGGCCAAAAUCAAAGUAAACUUGCGUGCACUUUCUUUGGCUUCUUUGUCACUUGAUGGAAGCAGCCUAUGGGAAGAAUCUGCAUGAACCUUUGUGCUGUAAAGGACCUUUGCUUCAUAAGCAAAAUUUAGUGGCAGUGCGGACAGUAGGGAAAGUUAUGUAGAGACUGUCUUUAAAAUACAGCAGAACCUCAGAGUUAUGAAGACUAGAGUUACGAACUGACUGAAGAACCACACACCUCAUUUUUAACCAGAAGUACGUAAUCAGGCAGCAGAGAUGGGAAAAUUAAAAAAAAACAAACAAUUACAAUACGGCACAGUACUGUGAUAAAUGUAAACUACUACAGAAGUAAAGGGAAAGUUUAAAAAAAAAAAAGAUUUGACAAUGUAAGGAAACUGUGCUGAUUUCAUUUAAAUUAAGAUGGUUAAAGCAGCAUUUUUCUUCUGCACAGUAAAGGUUCAAAGCUGUAUUUAAGUCGUCGUUCAGUUGUAAACUUUGGAAAGAAUCACCUUGAUGUUUUGUUCAGAGUUAUGAACAUUUCAGACUUAUGAACAAUCUCCAUUCCUGAGAUGUUUGUAACUCUGAGGUUCUACUGUAGACUAAUAGUUUACAUAAUGUACAAACCAUAUAUCUGAAAUUGAUUUCAAACGAAUUAAGAAGGUACCAAAAACCAAGCUGAAAAUGUACAUAUAUAAUAGUCAGUGGUAUCUGAAAGUGUAAGAAAAUUAUUUAUAUUACCAAAAAGUACAAAAAAUGAAUUUUAAAGGGAAAAUUUAAUCAAGUUUAACUGCAGCACUCUGAAAUUUUAAAGAUACUCUUGGAUCAAUUAAAGAAACUACUCUCUGAAGCUUGAAGUUUUCUAAAAAUACACCCUGUUUGCAAGGCAGAGUUGGCUUCUCUAUACUGCAGUGUCAUUUCUUAGCUGUGACUGGGGAAAAAAAACAAAAUAAGACUGCUGCUUUGGUGCCUUUUUUAAAAGAUAGUGCUUUCUGUCUUGACAAUGGUAAAUUUGUUUGAGAUCAGGAAAAGAGAGAACUAGCAGAAUAAUACAGAAUUUUAAAAAUGUUUAGGCAUAGCUUUCCCUUUAAAAUAUAAUCCCAUCUGGAUUGUAAAUUAUUGGACAUAUCAGAAAGCUAGUGAGGCAAUAUAAUACCUCUUUAAUGAUGGCUAAUUUCACCAGUUUUGUUGUUUAUGGUUAAGAUCUCGUCAUAUGAAUCACAAGAAGGACUGAACUAUUUUUUUUUACCCUUGCGAGAACCUCCCAAGUGACCUAAGCUACUUAUGUAUAACCCUUUAAACAAUUACUAUAUAAAUUAAAAAUGUAUAUUUUGACCUAGAAAUAGGAAUUAUUGAAGUUAGUCAAAUUCUACCUUUUGAGAAACAGGCAAUACCUUCAUUCCCUUGCAUGUUGCAUUUUUGGAAACUUGGUAAAGUCAUGUUGAGGUAAAAUGUUUUUUGCAUUAUCUGCUUUUAAUUAUGGUACGGUAGGUCCCUUCAUUUUCUAUAAAGCAUCUAGCACACCACUGGCACUAUAACUAAUGAAAUUUUAUGUCUAUAAUUCCGAAGGUGCAUGGAGCUGCAUGAUUAAAAUCCCAUUGAAGAUGAGUCAUGAAGCAAGAUUUCUCUGUGCCACUUUUAAUAACCUACCAACUACCAUUACAGUAUUUUAGAAUCAUUAACUUGUGAGUGCUAAGUCCAAUUAUGAGAAAAUGUCAGUGGGACAGAAUGUUGUCACAGGGUUAUGGUCUCCUAUGUAAACACCAAAGCAGAACUGGACUUACAGAAAAUAAGUGUUAAGAUUUGUUGGGAGAGUAGAAAUGCUUAUUUUCAAAUCAGGAGCUAUUGAUCUGGCAAUUAUUUUUUAGUACACUGACUUUAUUUCUGUUGCACCCGUUUAGUAAUAAAUAUUUAACAACUUGUCUGUAAAUUGGUUUUAAGAGUGAGUUAGUCUCUGCAUAAUUCUGAUAUACUGCAUUCUUAUUGGUUUACAUAAUAGGCUGGGUUGUAUUUCAGCCAAUCAGAAACAAGCUUAUUAAUUAAACUACAGUUUUCUGUGUAAUUUUUUAAUAAGCUGAUUUCUAUCUGAUUGAAAUGGAGAAAAACUAUGAACAGCGGCUGGCUGGCUGGCACAGACUCCAUUUUUUUUUGUUUUUUUGUUUUUAGUUUUGUGUUUGUUUUUUUUUGUUUUAAAAGCGUGCUUUGGUUCAAGUUCAGUCUUGUCUGAGGGGAAAAUAACGUCCAUUGGUAAUUUUAACGAAAUCCUCACUUUACAAAAAAGAAUUGUGAAUGGAAUUGCAGCGCAUCUACAGUAGCAGUAUGGUUAAAUCUAAAACACAAACUAUAUACUUUUUGCAUACAUAAUUCCUUCCAUUUUGUUUUAGGCAAAAUUUUUGUGUACUAGGUCAAGGUACGUUUCUAAUUGAGUUAAACUGUCCUUUUGGUUAUAAUUUGAAAAAUAAUUUAACAGCUGUCUCUUCAGCUAGUGCCUUUUUAUCUGUAUGCCUUAAUUUUGUUUAUGUAUAGACACCAUAUUUAAAUCAUAUGGCUGUCUAAUCAUUCAGUGCCACCAAAAUAGUCUUUAAAAUAUAUGCAAGGUUCCAAGGCAGAAAUCACUAACUGCAUCAAAAGUUGUGCUUUAACUAGUAUCUGUAGCAGAGUUUUAGGUUGAGAUUUUACUACAGUUUUUAAAUGAUAAAAAAAUACUUAGCACCUACAGUGCUCUCCUACUGUACAAACAUUCCAGCAAGGAUGUUAGUGUUAUCCCCAUUUUACAGAUUGGAAAACUGAGACACAGGCUAGAUAACUUGCCCAAUAUCAUAGGCUUAGACAUGCCACUGCUGUACGUGGUACUGUACUAUAAUAAAUGAAGUUUGGCUAAGAAAAGUG
Messenger RNA from Gopherus flavomarginatus (Mexican gopher tortoise), 7965 nucleotides. It is a transcript of the gene MAP3K2, whose product is annotated as mitogen-activated protein kinase kinase kinase 2. Gene Ontology annotation, biological process: protein phosphorylation. The coding region runs from base 860 to 2755 and encodes 631 amino acids. The record is from RefSeq and is a predicted model, not a curated record. The transcript is spliced from 17 exons. Gene Ontology annotation, molecular function: protein binding; ATP binding; protein kinase activity. Lineage: Eukaryota; Metazoa; Chordata; Testudines; Testudinidae.